This is a messenger RNA of Cooperia oncophora, 195 nucleotides long. NCBI's taxonomy places the organism in Eukaryota, Metazoa, Nematoda, Chromadorea, Rhabditida, Trichostrongylidae. The record is from the annotation of a GenBank genome assembly.
AUGCGUUGGAUGCCCGUACUGCGGCAGUUCAUUGCACCUUCAAUAAGGACUUUCUGUACUACAACCAAAAACACUGGCGCUGGCAACGCUUCGUUGCGACAGAUCUCCGAUGAUGCUUUCUACGUUGUCAAUGAAGUUGUAAUGAAACGACUCGGCCAUGUGCCGAUCCAUAAGGUUCGUUCUUUUGCGAUCUGA